GUUACCAUGGCGUCUGGUGCCAGCAUGGAGGCUCCCAUCUGUCUAGUGGAAAAUGAGAAUGGAGAGCUGAGGGUGAAUCCCAAAGCAGUGAACAUCCUUGAGGAGAUUACUCAGCCUGUGGUGGUGGUGGCCAUUGUGGGACUGUACCGUACAGGGAAGUCCUACCUGAUGAACCGCUUGGCAGGACAGAACCACGGCUUCAAUCUGGGCACUACAGUGAGGUCUGAGACUAAGGGCAUCUGGAUGUGGUGUGUGCCUCACCCCACCAAGCCACAAUUCAAACUCGUGCUUCUGGAUACAGAAGGUCUAGGUGAUGUGGAAAAGGGUGACUCUAAGAAUGACUCUUGGAUCUUCGCCCUGGCCGUGCUUCUAAGCAGCACCUUUGUCUACAACAGCAUGAGCACCAUCAACCACCAGGCCCUGGAGCAGCUGCACUAUGUCACUGAACUGACAGAGCUGAUCAGGGCAAAAUCCACGUCAGAAUCUGAAGAAAUGGAUGACUCCUGUGAGUUCGUGAGUUUCUUUCCAGACUUUGUCUGGGCUGUUCGGGAUUUUGUUCUGGAGCUGAAGUUGGAUGGAUGCGUCAUCACAGCAGAUGAGUACCUGGAGAAUGCCCUGAAGCUGAUUCCAGGCAGAGGUCUCAAAGCUCAACGUUCUAACAUGCCUAGGGAAUGCAUCAGGCAUUUCUUUCCAAAACGGAAGUGUUUUGUUUUUGAUCGACCUACAAAAGAAACAGAACUCUUAGUCCAUGUUGAGGAAAUGCCAGAAGACCAGUUGGGUCAAAAUUUCCAAUUGCAAUCAAAAGCAUUCUGCUCUCACAUCUUCUCCAAUGCAAAGGCCAAGACCUUGAAAGAGGGAAUCAUUGUCAAUGGAAACCGACUGGCAACUCUGGUGACGACCUAUGUGAAUUCCAUCAAUAGUGGAGCAGUUCCUUGUUUGGAGAAUGCAGUGACCACUCUGGCUGAGCGUGAGAACUCUGCAGCUGUGCAGAGGGCAGUUGACCACUACAAUGAGCAGAUGGCCCAGCAACUGAAGCUCCCCACAGACACGCUCCAGGAGCUGCUGGAUGUGCACACAGCCUGUGAGAAGGAAGCCAUUGCUGUCUUCAUGGAGCACUCCUUCAAGGAUGAUGAUCAAAAAUUCCAGAAGAAGUUGGUGACCACUUUAGAGAAAAGGAAGGAAGCUUUCAUGCAACAGAACGAAGCAGAAUCUCUCAGUCUCUGCCAGGCUGAGCUGGAGAAGCUGGCAGAGCCCCUGAGGGAGAGCGUCUCACGUGGAGCUUUCUCUGUUCCUGGUGGGCACAGCCUCUACUUAGAAGCCAGGAAGAAGGUUGAGCAGGGCUAUGAGCAAGUGCCCAGGAAGGGAGUGAAGGCAAAUCAUGUCCUUCAGAGCUUCCUACAGUCGCAGGUUACCAUAGAGGACUCCAUCUUGCAGUCAGACAAAGCCCUCACUGAUGGACAGAAGGCCAUGGAAGCUGAGCGGGCUCAGAAGGAGGCAGCGGAACAGGAGCAGGAGCUACUGAGACAGAAACAGGCGGAAAUGCAGCAAGUGAUGGAAGCUCAAGAGAGAACCUACAAAGAAAACAUGGCCCAACUGCAUGAGAAGAUGGAGACCGAGAGGAAGAACCUUCUGAGAGAGCAAGAGGAGAUGCUAGCACACAAGUUGAAGAUCCAAGAAGACAUGCUUAAAGAGGGAUUUAAAAGGAAAUGUGAAGCAAUGGAUUCAGAGAUAAGCCAACUACAAAGGGAGAUUCAAAAAAAUAAGGGCCAGAAUGGCUCACUGGAUGCUAAGCUCCGUGAAGGGUUUGGAAAUGUGUUACUUGCAGUAUUGCCUGGUGCUGGUAAGGUACUUAAUCUAGGGAUGAAAAUGCUACACAAUCGAAUGGUAAGGGCAAUGAUUCAUUAGAAAACUGUAAAUAUGGUAUCUUUAUUCCUGAGAAUUAUUUUUUAACUCUGUAUCAAUAUUAACUUCAUUUAUUAAGUUUCAAACACCAAGAGCAUUGGUCACUCUCCACACUCUCUACACCAGUCCAGCCACAGACCCUUUGGUCUUCAAUGGUGUCCUGCCUGCAAAAUAUGCUGGUGCAAUGUUGGCACGACUUGACUUAAGGUCCACUCCACAGCAUGAAACCCAUAACUGACACUGCUUGGGUGACUAAGAAUCAGAGGCUAGAUAGCCCAGAGAACCUACAGUAAAACCAAGUAUUACUAUUCUAUACCCUCCCAAAGGUAGCAAUAAAAUGAUACCUAAUGACAUUCUGCUAUACUCAUAGGUCAGUACCUUGCUCAGCCAUCAUCAGAGAAGCUUCCUCCUGCAGCAGAUGGGAACACAUACAGAGACCAAUUGCCAGAAAUUAUGCAGAGAGUGAGAGACUUUGGAACAGUUAGCCCUAAAUGGGGUGUCUCCAUCAAACCCAUUUACUCAGGCCUCAGGAAAACUGUCAAAGACAAGGCAGAAAGAGUAUAAGAGUCAGAGGGGAUGGAGGACACCAAGAAAUCAAGGCCUCUUUGGGGCUGGAGAGAGGACUCAAAGGUUGAGAGCACUGGCUGCUUUUCUAGAGCUGCUCUUCCAAAGGACCCUGGUUCAAUUCCCAGGACCUACAUGGCAGCUCACAACUGUUUGUAACCCUGGUUCCAGGGGAUCAGACACCCUCACAUGGACAUACAUGCAAGCAAAAACACCAAUGCACAUAAAAAAAACAUUAAAAAUGUUUAAAAAGAAAGAAAAUAAGGUCCUGCUAAUCAACAGAAUCAAUGCACAUAGGAACUCAUAGAGACUGAGGCAAGCAUGCAGAAGGCCUGUACAAGUCUGCAACAGCUGGGAUCCUAGAACUGAAAGGAGAAGUGAAAACAUGACCCCAUCCCUAAUCCAGAAUCGACCUCCAAUUGAUAACCACUUACAAAUGAAAAUUUAGUUUUCUCCAAGGGAGUUUCAUUGGGGAAACAAACUACUCCAUCCUGUGGAGUGGACCUUAAGUCACUAUCUGAGAUGGUGGAUCUGGAUGGCAGGCGAGGUGGGGAGAAAUUCGGAGGAGUAUCAGGAAGGGAAAUGGUGGUCAGAAUUAUGUGAGAAAAAUAUCCUUUUUCAAUAAAAGUAAAAUAAUUAAAAGCAAUCCAUUACAUUUUUAUAUGGUGGG
Messenger RNA from Peromyscus eremicus (cactus mouse), 3136 nucleotides. RefSeq names its product guanylate-binding protein 3-like. Lineage: Eukaryota; Metazoa; Chordata; Mammalia; Rodentia; Cricetidae. Gene Ontology annotation, biological process: defense response to protozoan; defense response to Gram-positive bacterium. Gene Ontology annotation, molecular function: GTPase activity; GTP binding. The transcript has 10 exons. The coding region runs from base 7 to 1905 and encodes 632 amino acids. The record is from RefSeq and is a predicted model, not a curated record.